Boleophthalmus pectinirostris (great blue-spotted mudskipper) is the source of this 2820-nucleotide messenger RNA. It is a transcript of the gene pofut4, whose product is annotated as fucosyltransferase 11 (alpha (1,3) fucosyltransferase). The transcript is spliced from 6 exons. The record is from RefSeq and is a predicted model, not a curated record. Gene Ontology annotation, cellular component: Golgi membrane. NCBI's taxonomy places the organism in Eukaryota, Metazoa, Chordata, Actinopteri, Gobiiformes, Gobiidae. The coding region runs from base 159 to 1652 and encodes 497 amino acids. Gene Ontology annotation, molecular function: alpha-(1->3)-fucosyltransferase activity.
CAUCAACUGUGAGCCGAAGAAGACGGCAGCUGUGUUUGUUUCUUUCUUUCUCUGUCCCACAGACUCAGUUCUAGUCACAUCUCUCCCGUUAGCAAACGCGGUGAGCUGGAUGAGGAAAUGACACUGCGACCAAAGAGCCUCUUCAUGUUGCUUUGAUUAUGAUGUUGGGGAGGGGCAGGCUCGUGCCCUGUGUGUGUUUGGGAGUCCUUGGCCUCCUGUGCUGGGUCUGGGUUUCCUUUGCCUCUUUAGCGGAUGAACAGAUGCCCUUAGGGGCCUGGGAGGCAGUGGACCAUGCAGCCUUUCAGCCCCAGAGCGCUCUAUCAGAGAUGGAGUUUGCCUCCAUCAGUUCAUAUCGAGGUCCAGGCAACAAUGACCACCGCAGCAACAAGGAGCUGCCCAUUCUGCUUUGGUGGAGCGGAGGAUUGUUCCCACAUUUCCCUGGAGACACUGAACGCAUUGACUGUGCCAAGUCCUCAUGCCUGGUGACAAGCAACCGCAAGGUCCAGCUGUACAAAAGGACUGCAUCUAUUAUCUUCUAUGGCACAGACUUCCGUGCAUAUGAAGCACCACUCCCUCGACUCCAGCACCAAACCUGGGCCCUCUUCCACGAAGAGUCGCCCAUGAAUAAUUACUUCCUCUCACAUGGACCGGGAAUCCGACUGUUUAAUUAUACUGCUACUUUUCGGAGGGAGUCUGAUUACCCCCUGACCCUGCAAUGGCUGCCCUCUCUGGACUACCUGCUCAGGCCCACAUCUGUGCCUCUGGAGGAGAAGAACCGUUUGAGGAGAGAGGGCCUGGCCCCUGUGCUGUACAUGCAGUCUCACUGCGAUGUGCCUUCCAACAGAGACCGAUAUAUCCAGGAGCUCAUGAAGUACAUUGAAGUGGAUUCCUAUGGGAAAUGCCUAAACAACAAACCCAUGCCUGAACAUCUAGAGGACACAUCCACUGCCACUGGAGAGGAUCCAAAUUUCAUGAGCUUUGUAGCACGGUACAAGUUUCAUUUGGCACUGGAGAAUGGCGUAUGUCCAGACUACAUGACUGAAAAGCUGUGGCGGCCUCUUCAUCAAGGCUGUGUGCCCAUAUAUCGGGGCUCUGCAGUGGUGGCAGACUGGAUGCCGAACAAGCACUCCGUGAUAAUCAUUGAUGACUUCCCUUCACCAAAAGCACUUGCAGACUUUAUCAAAUAUCUGGAUGAGAAUGAUGAGGAAUAUGAAAAAUAUUUGCAAUUUAAGAACCCAAAGAGUAUAACCAAUACUAAAUUAUUGGAGGCAUUAGAGACCCGUGAAUGGGGAGUUAAUGACAUGAGUAAACCAAACUAUCUAAAUGGAUUUGAAUGUUAUGUCUGUGAUCAGGAGAAUGUGAGACUUGCAGCAGAAAAAGCAUACAAAAAAGUCCAGAGUGGUGAACCACCACCACCUAAAAUGGCAAAUAACUCUCACAUGGGGUGUCCACUCCCUCAGCCUGGGUAUGGAGAUGUUCAGGACCUGCCAGAAGAUGACGGAUGGUUGCAAAUAUGGCCUCAGGAUUACUGGCAGAGCCUGGACCAAGCCGAGGGGCUGGAGUCUCUGAUAAGACAUAACGAAUCAGACCCUUCAUUGCUGUGGAAGCACAUCCAAAACAUCGCUGUGAGCAGAGCCAGGAGACCCCACUGAUGGUGGCUGAAAUCUUGAGGAGCCACUGUCAUUCAAUUAUUCAAUUCACUGUCAGUUAUUCCUCUAUUUCAGUGACUGAAAUGUGCCAUAACCAGAUAAACCACUUUAUUAAGUGUUUAUACUUUUUAUAGCAAAUACAAUCGACUCUUAUAAGCAUGCUUUUUUAAGUUAUUUUGAAAUAAUUAGUGGUCAGUUCAAAGUGAGAUGGAUAUUAUUAUAUUUCCAUUAGUUUUUUUGUGCUGCCCAUUUGCCUAUUCUGUGCUUCGGUAAGCUUGCCUUUGAGGUACUGAAGGAUGGUUACAAUGCUGAAAACUAUUUUUUACCAAGACAAGACAAUACAUUUGAUAUGAAUUUGAAACAAAAUGUACUGUGUUUUAAAGCAAUAAGCAUUUCAUUUUGAGUGAAACUGGGCCCAAAUAAACUGUUGUUUUUUUGUUACAUAUAAGUCUCAAAUAUCUAAAAUAGGCAUACAUGCAUAUAAUUUCUUCUGCUCUGUCACUGCAGUAAUACACUAUAGUUUAUUCUCAUGGGAGGCACAUAUUUUAGACUGGAAAUACCCCAUGAUUUGUCCUCAAUACCCAGGGAGCCUGUCUAGCUGUGUGAAGCACUGCAUUUGUUUUUUUAUACUCUGCAGGUGGCAAAUACCCAUGAGCCAAAAGCACACUCCAAAUGUGCAAAGUGAUUUAAAAGGAAAUGCAAGUAAAAUAUUCAACAAAGGAAUUAAUUUAAUAAAAAUUCAUUACUUGUUGAAAGUAUUCCUCAGCUCAUCCAAAAGGUCUUUAAGUAGCACUAUGAUGUGCUUUUUGAAAAUGUUUUCUAAUAUGUAUGACCAUGGCUGGAUUUGUAGAUUUGAUCAUACAUGCUCUCAUAAAUGCUGGUAUGCCAGCUGUAUUUGAUGACCACCUCAUAUGACUUACUACCUUUGUAAUCUUUCUGUAUUUUUUUUUUUAUAUUUGGCAACCUACAUUGAGGGCACGCAUGCUGAUGCCGUAAAACACUUGCAAACCUUAUGCGCAGACCAGUGGCAAAAUCACCUAUAAUGGUUCACCUUCACCAAUUAUGAAAAGAACAAGAUUUAUUAACAAAGCAUUGAACAAUAAACAAUUUCAUGAACAGAAAAAUGACAUUAAAAUAGUAACCAGCUGUAAUAAACCCCAUGAAUUUGUAA